AUGGAUGGCCGCGACUUCGCGCCGCCGCCGCAUCUGCUGUCGGAGCGCGGGAGCCUGGGCCACCGCAGCGCCGCCGCCGCCGCCGCCGCGCGCCUUGCCCCCGCCGGGCCCGCCGCGCAGCCCCCGGCUCACUUCCAGCCCGGAAAGUACUUCCCGUCGCCGCUGCCCAUGGCUUCGCACACAGCCGGCAGCCGCCUGAUGGGGAACUCUCCGGCCUCCUCUUUCAUGGGCAGCUUUCUCACCGGCAGCCUGGGCUCAGCGGCCCCCGCGCACCCCAGUGGCCCCGCCCCAGCCCCCUCGGAGCAGGCCUACCGCGCCUCCCACCCCGCCACAUCCCAGAUCUGGUUCUCCCACUCCCAUGAAGCUCCAGGGUACCCCAGAUUUUCGGGGAGUCUGGCAUCCACCUUCCUACCCAUGAGCCACUUGGAUCACCAUGGAAACAGCAAUGUUCUCUAUGGGCAGCAUCGUUUCUAUGGAGCCCAAAAAGAUAACUUCUACCUGCCCCCCCAGCCCACCCUCCUGCCUGCCAACCACAACUUCCCCGGCGUGGCCCGGGCCGCGCCCGGCCACCCCAUCGGCUCCUGCAGCCGUGACCGAGGCGAGGCCGGCCCCCUGCAGAAGGGUGCCAAGGAGUUCGACCGCUUCCUCCUGGGCAGAGAGAAGGCCGGCAAGGCGGCGGAGGGCAAGGAGCGGCCGGCGGCCGAGGAGGAGGGCAGCAAGGAUCGGCACAAGCUGGUGCUGCCCGGGCAGGCGGACGGCCACUGCAAGGAGAGCGGUGUCACGCCCCGCGGCGCCUGCGAGGGCCGCCCCAAGCACCUCGCCUCCUGCCUCCUCAACACCAAGGUGCUCAACGGCGAGAUGGGCAAGGCCGCGCUGGCCAGCUGUGCAGGAGGCAUGCUGGUGCGGCCCGGCGCGGGAGUCACGGCCUCGGGGCGCUGCACCAAGGAGCUGGUGGGCCCUGCAGAGCCCGGGCCGGCCUUCAGCGAGUGCCUGGAGAGGCGGCAGAUGCUGCACCAUGCUGUGGCCUACACCGUGCCGUCCGGCCUGCCCGCUGGGCCACCCCCGCCCCUCAGCACGGCCGCCGGCUCCUUCCCCUGCUUGCAGCUGCACGCCGGCCCGGACGGGCUCUGCCCGCUGCAGGACAAAGUCCCCCGAGACCUGAAGGCCAGCGGGCCCACCUUCGUGCCUUCCGUGGGACACCUGGCUGAGAAGAGCCGUCCCUUCCAGGCCGCCGAGGCCUGUGCCGUGGCAGGUGAGGGCAAAGACCGGCACCUCGAUGGCGCCUUGGCCCCCGAGCAUGCCGUGCCCUACGGGGUCUCCUAUGCCCACCUGAAGGCUGAGGGCAAGGGCGAGCGGCGGCCUGGGGGCUUUGAGGCUGCGCUCAACCCCCGGCUCAAGGGCCUCGAGUAUCUCAACAGCACAGGCCCCGAGACCCCCUUCUCCGGGCUCCCCAAAGGUGGUCUGGACAAAAGUGGCUACUUCGAGCUGCCCGCCCACUCGCAGGACUGCGCCCGGCCAAGUCACCAGGACCCGCUGGGUGGGAAGGUCACCCAGGCCUGCUGCACUUUGGAUAAGACCGCCGGCAAGGAGACCCCCUCAGGUCCCCCUGGGGCCCAGAAGGUGGCCCGGAUCCGGCAUCAGCAGCACUUGGUGACCCCCGAGGUGGCCCCAGGGGGCAGCGGGGCUGAAGCCAAGCGCAAGUCCCUGGAGCUGGCCUCUCUGGGCUACGGCGGGCCCCACCUGCCCCCGUGGAGCAUCCAGUCGGGCCAGGGCACCGCCAUGGCCAUUGGCGAGGAGCGCAAGGGUCGCACCUACCUGGACCCCUUUAGUGGCAGCCUGCAGCAGGCCGCCCUCCUGCCCCAGGACCUGCCCGCCCCGCCUGACGAGGUCUCAGCCAUGAAGAACCUGCUCAAGUACAGCAACCAAGCCCUGGUCGUUGGCCAGAAGGCGCCCUUCGUGGGUCUGGGCGGCCUCAAGGCCAGCUGUGCCCAGCAGGAUGUGAAGUUCCCAGCCUCCAAGGGCCCAGCCCAGGCCCCCAGCGAGGCUGAGAGGCCCGACUGUGCCCGAAGCCGGGAGCACGACACCCCGCACAGUGACAUGGAAGUGAGGCAGCCGCCCGUGGGCAUCGCGGUGGCCCUGUCCCGGCAGAAGGACACGGUGAGCCGGCCAGAGAUGGCCUACGGCGCCAACGCUGGGCGGCAGGGCCGGGCAGCCCCUGCCUUCAAAGCAGGUGGCGCGCCCCGCGCCACCCAUGCACUGGACCUGGAGGCCGAGGAGGAGAGGGCACGGCUGUCUGAGGACCGCCUGGGGCUCGCUGGCCGGGAGCUGCUGCUGCAGGACAAGGACCGCCUGGAGUUCUCCCGGAUCCGCCCGGCAGGCGGCUGCCCCGGAGACCUGGCCCCUCGUCUUGUGAUCGGCAGCGGUUCCUCCCUGCCAAGCGGUCAGCUGGGCGGGGACCCGGCCUCCCACCCGCCCUGGCUGCCCCGCACCCGCAGCCCCUCCCUGUGGAUGGGGGGACAUUCCUACGGCCUUGGGCAUCCCGCCCUGCACCAGAACCUGCCCCCAGGCUUCCCCACCUCCGUGCCCGGCUCCGUGCCCUCCGUGUUCCCCCUCUCCCAGGACAGCCCUGCCCAGCUCGUCAUCCUGCCCUCUGAGCCCGCACCCCACACCGCCCCCCACGCGCUCGCUGACGUCAUGGACCAGGCCUCCCUGUGGCCCCCCGUGUAUGGGGGCCGGGGCCCCACCCCCCACGUGCAGCACCCGGGCCAGCUGCCCGUGUACUCCCGGUCCCAGCUCCUACGGCAGCAAGAGCUCUAUGCCCUGCAGCAGAAGCAGCAACCGCGGGCGGCCCCCAUCCAGCGGAAGCCCGAGGACCAUCACCUGGAGCUGGAGGAGCCCGCCCGGGAGAAGACCCCGAAGUCCACCCACAAGCCAGUUGCCUUAACCCCCAUAGCCAAGGGCACCCCCUCACCGGCCACCGUAGGCCCUGUCAAGCUGUCACCUUGCUGCCACUCGCCUACCCCAAAGCCCCCCACCGGCUGCCCCACAACGCCACCACGUCCCGGCGCCCCAUGCACUUUAUCCGUCUGCCCCACGGGCAGCCCCGGGCCUGGCUCCAAACUGCCCAGCUCCGAGGACAAGAGUGGGGAGGGCCGGCGGUCCGGAGCCGACCUUAGCACGUUGGAACCAGACCUGCCUCCUGGAUAUACCUGCCGGGCGGCCAGCCCCACCUUCUCCCUAUCCCCCAGCGUGCACCCUCCUGACCUCUCGGACCCCAAAACUAUGCAAACUGCAGCCCCCAGGGUCCAGCCUGAGCCAGCGAGGACGUUCCCACCCGGGGAGCUGCCCCCGCAAAGCCCCCAGAGCCCACAGGAGCUGGGGUUGCCCUCAGGGGCCAGGGAGGCCACCCAGGACCUUGCCGCCACCCCCCACCCUGCCGAGCGGGGACCCCUGGGGAAGGUAGCAGACCCCAGCCCACUGGAGGGGCUUCGAGGACUGCGAUGUGGGGCCCUCCUCGAGGGAGGGGGCCCCGAGGCCACUGGCCAGGCUCAUUCUACUCAGGGAGGGGCUGCAGAGGAGGGGGCCACGGCGGAGGGGGGUGGGGAGGAGGGGCCAGGGCGCUCAUCAGGGGCGGGCCGCCAGGCCCUGCAGCGGCAGAGAGGCCCAGACGCCAUCGAUGAGGCCAGACCAGGCAAACAGCAGGCCCCCAGGGAAGCAAGGCCGGAGGAGGGGGCUGAGUAUCAGGAGGACGAGCUGGAGGAGGAAGAGGGCCAGGGGUCAACUUUCAAGAACAGCCACCUGCCCAGGGCACUCCUGGGCCUGGAUGCCCUGGUGGCAGCCACCAUCGACCUGGGGGACCUGCCAGGCAUCAGCCCGCUGGACCCGCAGCUUGCCGCUGCCUCAGGGCCCCCACGCACAGCCCCUUCACCCUGUAGCUCAGGGAUUCAUGGAAUUGCCCUGCUCAGCGAGCUGGCUGACCUGGAGAUCCAGCAGCAGAGGAGGGAGCCGGCCUUGCAAGAGGAAGAGGACGCCCUGGCGUUCGACCUGCGGCGCCUGGCCACGCUGGCCUCAGCCUGGUCCCUGCUGGAGGCCGCCGGCCUGGACAGCCCCUCCACCACCGCCCAGCCCCCAGCUGCCGACACCUGCAGGGCUCCCACACUCACGCCCCGCAUGCAGAUCCUGCAACGCAAGGACGCCUGGACCCCCAAGACCAAGCCUGUCUGCCCCCUGAAGGCCGCCAUCGACCGGCUGGACACGCAGGAGGUGGAGAUGCGCGUGCGCCUGGCGGACCUUCAGCGGCGCUAUAAGGAGAAGCAGCAGGAGCUAGCGCGCCUGCAGCGCAGGCAUGACCACGAGAGAGAGGAGAGCUCGCGCAGCCCUGCACGGCGAGGGCCCGGCCGGCCGAGGAAGCGCAAGUACUCCAGCCUGCUGCCCACUCUGCGUCCUGGGGGCCAGCUCCCCAGGGGCGACAGCAAGAAAGUCAAGGCAGUGCGGUCCAGCCUGAGCUUGCUGUGUGCUGAGCUGCGGGGCGGGGACGAGCCCCCAAAGAAGCGGAACCGGCUGGAGUCCGGCGUGUAUGUGGGCCUGCAGCCAGCCUCUGUGGACAAGGUUCAGUGCAAGAAGAGCAGUGGGCAGGGCGAGCUGGCGUCCGCUGUGGCCCACAAGGUGGCCCAGCUGAAGCCGAAGGUCAAGAGCAAGGGGCUGCCUGCUGGCCUCAGCCCCUUCAGGCGGAAGGAGCCCGCUCCGGGGGGACGCAUCCGGAAGAAGCUGUCCCGAGCCAAGGGCACCAAGGUGCCGGGGGCAGCCCGGCACGCACAGCCAGAGGACGGCGGCGCCAGCAGGGAGACGCCCAAGUUCCCGGGCCAGGCAGCAGUGGCCGCAGUGCAGGAGGCAGGCAAUGGCUAUGACAGUGAGAACUGCGAAAGGUUCUUGGGGACAGAGGCACCCCCCAAGGAGCCCGGGCUGGUGCUGCAUGCAGGGGCCAGCGUGGCCAUGCUGGGGCCCUCACCCUCUUCCGUGGUCAAGAUGGAGGCCAACCAGAAGGCCAAGAAGAAGAAGGAGAGGCAGGGCUUGCUAGGGGCCUGCCGCCUCUCCAGCCCAGAGAGCGAGGUCAAGGUCAAGAGGCGCACAGUGAAGGCCAAGGUGGGCACCAAGCUGGAGCGGGCCCCAGGGCGCAGGCCCCCAGGCGCACCAGGCAAAAAGAAAGCCAAGGGCAAGGCCAAAGGCAGCCUGCGGGCAGACCCGGGGGCCACCCCCAGCAGGGACACCCUCUUCAGCCCCGCCCGGGCCUUCACCUGCCGUGAGGAGGGCAGCAAGCUGGCCAGCGAGCGUCUCAAAAGAGCCACACGCAAGAGCACAAUCCUCCAGCCGGGACUGCGGCGGAAGAACGGGGCCCUGUCCAUCGCCCUGUCACCACGCAAUGCCAAGGCCAUCCUGGGGAAGGGCAGGAAGGUGGGCAAGGUGAAAAGCAAGGCUGUCGGCAAGCAGGGCAAGGGCCGGGCCGUGAGUCGGCUGCUGGAGAGCUUUGCUGUGGAGGACGAUUUUGCGUUUGACGACAACGGCAGCUUUGAGGAAGAGGAGGAAGAAGAGGAGGAGCCCAGCGCGGCCAGCCGGCCUCUGAGCGCCGAGCAGAGCGCGGCCCUGGCGCGCUCGUGCACCAUCCACAAGGAGGACCUGCAGGACGGGCUGCCCGUGCUCAUUCCCAAGGAGGACAGUCUGCUGUACGCGGGCAGCGUCAGGACCCUGCAGCCGCCCGACAUCUACAGCAUUGUCAUUGAGGGGGAGAGAGGCAACCGGCAGAGGAUCUACUCUCUGGAGCAGCUGCUGCAGGAGGCCGUUCUGGAUGUCCGGCCGCAGUCCAGCCGCUACCUCCCACCAGGCACGAGGGUCUGCGCCUACUGGAGCCAGAAGUCCCGUUGUCUGUAUCCAGGCAGCGUGGUCCGAGGUACCUGCAGCGACGAGGAGGAGGACCUGGACUCUGUGGUCGUGGAGUUUGAUGACGGCGACACCGGCCAUAUCGCCAUCUCCAACAUCAGGCUGCUGCCUCCGGACUUCAAAAUCCAGUGCACCGAGCCCUCGCCCGCCCUGCUGGUGUCCAGCAGCUGCCGGAGGACCAAGAAAGCUUCCUUCGAGGCCCCCCCGCCCGGCGAGGCCCCCGCCCCCAGCCUGUCCCCCAAAGCGCACGACGGCCCUGAAGCCUCGAAGGCCCCCGGGAAGAAGUCCGUCAGCAAAGACAAAGCCGGCAAAGCGGAGCUCCUCACCUCAGGUGCCAAGCCCCCCGCGGGGGCCUCAGACCACCUCCUGGGCCGCCGGGGCAGCCCGCUGCUGAGCUGGUCAGCGGUGGCGCAGACGAAGCGGAAGGCGGCGGCGGCAGCGGGCGGCAAGGGGCCGGCCGCGCUGCAGAACCUCUUCCAGCUCAACGGCAGCACCAAGAAGCUGCGGGCCCGCGAGGCGCUCUUCCCCGUGCAUAGCAUGGCGGCGCCCGUGUUCGGCAACGGCUUCCGCGCCGACUCCUUCAGCAGCCUGGCCAGCGCCUACACCCCCUUCGUCGGCGGGGCCGGGCCGGGCCUGCCCGGGGGCGCCCACAGGCUGCUGCGGGCCAAGAAGGCCGAGCGCGCAGAGGCCGAGAAGGGAGCACGGCGGCGGGCGGGCGGCGAGUUCCUGGUCAAGCUGGACCACGAGGGCGUGACCUCCCCCAAGAACAAGAACUGCAAGGCGCUGCUCUUGGGCGACAAGGACCCCGGGCCCAAGCUGGGGCGGCCCCUGCCCAGCCCCAGCUACGCGCACCCGGCCCUCGUGGGCAAGGACAGGAAGGGGCGGGCGCCCAUGCACCCCCUGCCCAUGGGGCUGGCGCUGCGCAAGUUCGCGGGCCAGGCCGAGUUCCCACUGCCCUGCGAUAGCGACUGCCCCAGCUCCUACUCGGACGAUGAGGAGGACGGGCCCGGGCUGGCCCCCGGCGCGCCCUCCCGCUUCCUCGCCCGCCUGUCCGUGUCGUCCUCCUCCUCAGGCUCCUCCACCUCGUCGUCCUCGGGCUCGCUGUCCACCUCCAGCCUCUGCACCUCGGACGACGAGGGCUCUUCCUACAGCUCGGAUGACGAGGACCCCGCCUUGCUGCUGCAGACCUGCCUCUCCCACCCGGUGCCCGCCCUCCUGGCCCAGCCCGAGGCCUUGCGCUCCAAGGCUGGCGGGCCCCACGCGCACGCCCAGCGCUGCUUCCUGUCCAGGGCCGCGGGGGCCGGCGGGGGCGCGGGCUCGGGCCCCAGCGGCAGCAAGUCCAAGCUCAAGCGCAAGGAGGCUCUGAGCUUCUCCAAAGCCAAAGAGCUCCCGCGGAGGCAGCGGCUCCCCUCCGUGGAAAACCGGCCAAAGAUCUCAGCCUUCCUGCCCGCCCGGCAGCUCUGGAAGUGGUCGGGGAACCCCACGCAGAGGCGGGGCAUGAAGGGGAAAGCCAGGAAGCUGUUCUACAAGGCCAUCGUCCGGGGCAAGGAGACGCUGCGCAUCGGGGACUGUGCCGUCUUCCUGUCGGCUGGGCGGCCCAACCUGCCCUACAUCGGCCGCAUUGAGAGCAUGUGGGAGUCAUGGGGCAGCAACAUGGUGGUGAAGGUCAAGUGGUUCUACCACCCGGAGGAGACCAAGCUGGGGAAGCGGCAGAGCGACGGGAAGAAUGCACUGUACCAGUCCUGCCAUGAGGACGAGAACGACGUGCAGACCAUCUCCCACAAGUGCCAGGUGGUGGGGCGAGAGCAGUACGAGCAGAUGACGCGGAGCCGGAAGUGCCAGGGCCGGCGGGACCUCUACUACCUGGCGGGCACCUAUGACCCCACCACGGGGCGCCUGGUGGCGGCUGACGGAGCGCCCAUCCUGUGCUGAGCCUGGCCGAGCUGAGGGAACAGCUGGGAGCCAGCACCGAGUCAGCAAAGACGCAAACCCAGGCAGGCGCGGCCCAGGCUUCGCAUCCCUUUCCCUGGGGAGCGGGCGCGCCGGGUGGGGGCGCUGGGCCCCUUCGGAGGGUCCUCCAGCCUCUGCCGCCUGGCCCCGCGCGCCGCGUCCCCAUCGGCAGUUCCCGAGAGAUUAGAAUCCAAGCCAUAUUUUCCCUAGUACCUCCGACUGUCUCCCACCAGGGAAAGCAGAAAUCAGGUGUGCUGUCUAUUUAUUUCUCUCUGUAAAUACUGUAUUUCUGCGGGAAGUUUUAUGGAAAAAAAUAGUGGAAAAGGAUUUUUUCCCCACACGCGUGACGAGGGUGUAUGUGCAUGCGUGUGCGUGUGUGUGUGUGCGUGCGUGCGUGUGUGUGUGUAGGUUUCGUUCUGGGGGUUUUCGUUGAAAAUGCACUGUUUUGCUCAGCCUAGCUGAGUUCUGAC
Messenger RNA from Neomonachus schauinslandi (Hawaiian monk seal), 8354 nucleotides. It is a transcript of the gene BAHCC1, whose product is annotated as BAH domain and coiled-coil containing 1. The record is from RefSeq and is a predicted model, not a curated record. Lineage: Eukaryota; Metazoa; Chordata; Mammalia; Carnivora; Phocidae. Gene Ontology annotation, molecular function: chromatin binding. The transcript is spliced from 27 exons. Bases 1 to 7866 code for a protein of 2621 amino acids.